UUGUUCAAAACCGCUUCAAGGUCGUACCGAACGAGUCGAGCCGUACGAUCCCGACGAAAUUUGGCAAUGCCGCUUUUGUCUACAACGACCACAAACGAUGAACGACCGAAAAUAUUUUUAUUCCACCGUCGCCGCCGCAGUGUCAUCGUUAUAUUAAUAUAAUAUUGUUCAGGGACAACGUACGUUUAUGAUAGUAAUCUAUUACAUCAACAAUAUUAUAUAUUGUUUUCACGGGGCAAAGCAUAAUAUUUUUUUUCCCUACCGAAGUGUUUAAAGGUAAACUUUCAACGUAAACAUUCGGACGUCAUGGCCAACUAACUUGCAGUUAUCACAUCAAUUGUCGGCGCGCUAUCAGCGUUCAGCGGUAGUGGUGUGCACUGUGGCCUGUGCGACUAUUCACUAUAGUGCGAGCCGCGAGGCCAUCCACCGCGUUCUUAUCUAUUCGCCAAAGGUUGUUUUGUCACACAUUGUUGUAUAGCUGUUGCUUGUUAGGCCGAGGUUCGUGUUGUGUCCGUUCAGUGCCCUCUUGUCGUCGUCGCCCUGUCCACCAAAACACAAAUUUCCGGUAGCGAAGCGCCGUCUCUGCUAGAUAUUGGCCGCGUAGAUCUGUUGGUCAGCGUCCAGCAUCCGAGUACCAACAACGACUACUUACCAUGGAAGCGAUUGCAAAACACGAUUUCAAAGCGACGGCUCCAGACGAACUGAGUUUCAAAAAAGGAAGUCUCCUAAGGGUAAUCAACAUGGAAGACGAUGUCAACUGGUUUCGAGCAGAGUUCGAAGGCAAAGAAGGGUUGAUACCCAGCAACUAUAUCGAAAUGAAGAACCACGACUGGUAUUACGGAAAAAUAACAAGAGCUGACGCCGAAAAAUUAUUAGAUCAACAGCCCGACGGUUGUUUCCUAGUAAGAAUAAGUGAAAGCUCGCCAGGAGAUUUUUCCUUAUCUGUCAAGUGUGGUGAUGGUGUACAACAUUUCAAAGUAUUGCGAGACGCCCAAGCUAAAUUUUUUUUGUGGGUAGUGAAGUUUGAUAGUCUUAAUGAAUUGGUCGACUAUCAUCGUGAAUCGUCAGUAUCUCGAUCACAAGAUGUUCGACUUAGGGACAUGCCAGCAGCAACUCAAAAUGGAUUUAAUCAAAAGCCUACUCUAGUAAUUGGAAUGUACGAUUUUACACCACAAGAAGAAGGAGAGUUGGCUUUCAAGCGAGGGGAUGUCAUAACAGUGACUAACCGUACUGACGUUAACUGGUGGCGAGGGGAAAUCGGUACUAGGGAAGGAUUGUUCCCUGCCGCAUACGUAUCUCCUUAUCAUGCUCCGUAAUUGGAAUUUUACAAGAUGAAAGUAAAUUGUAUGAUAAUUAUGAAUGUGACAGUAAAACAACAGACUUAACUCUUUUUAGGUUUAUCAUUUGGAAUCUGAUCAUAUUAUUUUUUUUUAAAAAUCAUUAAGGCAAUAAUUAAUAUACUUUAAUUUAUUUGGGAUUUUGUUACUGAUUGAAUUAUUAACUUUUUUUAUAUCCGACGUUAAUUUUGAAUUAUUUGUGAAUAAAUUGUAUAAAGUAAUCGUAUAGUGCUUGAUGAAUCAAAAUUGUAAAAUGUUACCCAUAUUCAUUCAUUAUUCAGAGAAAAUGGUCACCGUAUACAAUUUGUAAUUAAAUAUAACUAAGUGUACACACCUAAUGUGUAUAACUUAAAAACAUAACAUAUUAUAAUAUGCAAUGAGAAAAAUGAAGUUAUUUGAUUCGUGAUUCUUAAAGCAAAAAUUAUUAUUUUGCUAUUGCUGUUUAAAAUUAAUAUAUUAUACUCAGUUCAACUUAAAUAUUUUAGUUUUGUGCUUAUGACUGUAUUAUAAUUUCUUCAUAUUUAUAUAAUUACUAGCACAAAUAAUAAUUUACGUAUAAUUUGUUUCGAUACAGAUAAGAGUUAAUACAU
Molecule: messenger RNA, 1927 nt
Organism: Adelges cooleyi (spruce gall adelgid)
Lineage: Eukaryota; Metazoa; Arthropoda; Insecta; Hemiptera; Adelgidae
Gene: drk
Product: growth factor receptor-bound protein 2
Exons: 5
Coding region: 654-1316 (220 amino acids)
Molecular function (GO): protein binding
Source: RefSeq, a predicted model, not a curated record